AUGGCACCCAAUAUCAUCUCUAAACUGCUCAACAAAGACAAAGACAAACCCCCCCGCUACCCCAUCUCCCGCAUGGGCCCAAAAGCAGUAGGAAUUGACAAUUCCACCUGCGAAAUCAACCCCAAACAUACGAAAUGGUGGAAACUCCCUAUUCCACCGCCAGAACAGCGGGAUCGCAAGCUAGGCGGUACGCGCCCGCGCAAUCCACAAUAUCAGAGUCUAUUUUUCGCGAAAUUCCCGCGAGAGGUCAGGUACUUGAUCUAUAAGGAGGUGAUGGGCGGUCGACGCGUGCAUGUUGAUUAUGGGUUCAGGACACCCUCGAUCCAUCUCCAGCGGCGGGAAAUGAAAAAGGAUCCUCCGCGCUGGCUUUGGUGGCAUUGCGUGUGUGAGAUGAGUGAUUGCUAUUCCUUCGUGGAUGACCGGUACUAUGAUCAUUGUCCGGGAACGAUUGACAAAGCGUUUUUCGUGCGACGAGAGGGUGAAUCUCCCCCUCAAAGAAGGAAGAUUGGGGAUGUGGAGUGGUUGAGAUGUUGUCAGAUGGGCUACGAAGAAGCCAUCCCGGUCCUCUACGGUACAAAUGUCUUCGUCACCGGGUUCGCGAUGGAUACAGUCUUCCGCAUAUCCAGACUUCUCCGGCCAGACUAUACCUCUCUCAUCACGGCCAUGGAUAUCGCCUUUACGAUGCAGCUUCCCACAUCCUCUGCUGAUUCGGAAACCGAACUGCUGCCCGGGGACUGGGCAACGGUAUACCCGGCCUUCUUCGAGCUUUUCACGCAUUCCUUCCGCAACGUGCGCCGGCUGCGCUUGACAAUGUGUCUGGAUCAAUCUCACGUAGCAGCCAACGUGAGCACGAGAGCGCUUCUCGCGCCGCUGGAAUCUCUCACAGCUAGUCGAGAAUGGGACCAGCUGGAUCUCUGCGUUCCGAUCUCUUUGUAUCUACGGUUGAAGGAGAGGGCGGAGGAGCAGGAUAGGUGGGUGUUGAGGGUUAGUGAAUGUGGUCGGGAUUUCCCCGUGCCUUGUUUCUAA
Molecule: messenger RNA, 1026 nt
Organism: Monascus purpureus
Lineage: Eukaryota; Fungi; Ascomycota; Eurotiomycetes; Eurotiales; Aspergillaceae
Source: the annotation of a GenBank genome assembly